AUGGGCUCUCAGAAGAGCAGGCCAGCGCCUCCCAUCAGGCUACAGCAGACAUCGAUAGCUGACAUAGCCGAUGGCCUCAAGUAUGGCCGAUUUACUAGUGUGGAUGUCGUUGAGACCUACAUUGCGCGCAUCAACCAAGUCAAUCCUGAGAUUCGAGCUAUAAGCGAAAUCAACCCAGAGGCGAUAGCGAUCGCACAGGAGCGCGAUGAUGAGCGUGCGGACGGACGCGACCGAGGAGUCCUACAUGGUGUUCCAGUCCUGCUGAAGGACAUCUUCUCAACAACAGACAAGCUAAGGACCACGGUUGGUUGCAGUGGCCUGCUUGGUGCGAAGAGCGCGCUCGAGGCCACGGUUGUCAAGAAGCUCCGCGAAAGCGGGGCAAUCAUUCUCGGGAAAACCGUGCCUACGCAAUGGGCCAACUACCGUUCUCCAUCACAGGCCUCGGGCGGCUGGUCUUCAGUCGGAGGACAAUGCAUUGGGGUAUUCCACCACAACCAAUAUGCCUCAGGGUCGUCCAGUGGUAGCGCAGUUGCAGCGGCAAUCGGUCUUGCUUCCGCUGCCUUGGGAACCGAGACUGCAGGCAGCAUCACCAAUCCAGCAUCCAGAAGCGCUGUUGUCGGCUUGAAGCCGACUGUCGGGCUGACCUCGAGAUAUGGAGUGUACUGUGUCAGUGAAUGGCAAGACAGCGCUGGUGUACUUGCACAAAAUGUCAAAGAUGCAGCGCUAGUGCUCAGCGCCAUCGCUGGUGUCGAUGAAAAUGACACAUUCACGUUCGCCGACCCUCGUGAUCAUGGGCACCCAGCCAGACCAGAUGAAGGCACGGAUUUCACCCGCUUUUGCAUGGACGACGGCCUAAAAGGGCUAAGAAUAGCGGUUCCACGGCAUGUCAUGUCCGAUGAUGACGUGGUUACUGGGAGUUUCAAUGAAGCCUUGAAGAUUUUGGAAACCCUAGGGGCCACAAUUGUCGAUAACGUCGAGUUUUCAGAAUGGAAUCCGAAGUAUAGCAAGACCGACAAAGAAGGCUGGAAACUUGCAUUCCGCGUCGCUAUACGGAAAAAUAUGGAAGCAUUCCUCCGGACUUUCUCGGAAAACCCAAAACAAAUCUACUCUCUGGCCGAUCUGAUCGAGUAUACCAGAAUUACUCCUGAGGAACGAAACGAAGAGUUCGGCAUGACCGAAUGGUUGGCGGCCGAAAGAGUUGGUUCGCGAUACGACGAAUCAUCGGAUGAGUUCAAAGAGUCUCUACGCCGACGGAAUAGGAUGGGAGGACAGAUACCCGAACUCUUGGAUCGCUAUGACUGUGAUCUCAUACUCGUUACGGGCGCCACAGAGACAACUUCGAAUGUUGGUGGCUGUUUGGCCUCCAAUUUGUGGGUCGGCGGUAUGAUGACGGGCGGCUAA
Lasiodiplodia theobromae is the source of this 1401-nucleotide messenger RNA. Its product is annotated as Amidase. The transcript has 8 exons. NCBI's taxonomy places the organism in Eukaryota, Fungi, Ascomycota, Dothideomycetes, Botryosphaeriales, Botryosphaeriaceae. The record is from RefSeq and is a predicted model, not a curated record. The coding region runs from base 1 to 1401 and encodes 466 amino acids.